AUGUGGCCCACUUCCCAGGAGAACUGGGACACACUCGCACCAUUCAUUUACCAUUGCACUAACCACAGUGUUGCUCAGAUCAUCAAGGGUCCAGAUACAUUUUCCGUGGUGGUUCCUGAUAGUCCAGUCUCAGCCAAAUUGGGAUCCUCUGUGGUCUUGCUCUGUAGUCUCUCUCCUUCCUUCAGUGCUGUGGAGUUGGAGGUGCGCUGGUACAGACCCAAUAAAUUCAACACUCCAGUUUUAUUGUACAAGGAUCAGAAGAUCCAGGAGAGUCCUGUAGAUCCCCAGUACAGGGACAGAGUGUCUCUGAUAGGGAAUCUGGAGGAGGGAAAUGUGUCUCUGAAGAUGAAGAACAUCACACUGUCAGACAGAGGAGAAUAUGUGUGUUAUGUCAGCAGUGGAACUUGGUAUGAGAAGGGUACAACAUCACUCACAGUAAAUAUCCUGGGCUCUGUACCAGUCCUCUCAUUCACUGAAACAGGAGAACAGGUGAAUGUGACCUGUGUGUCAGAUGGUUGGUCACCACAGCCCACAGUCACCUGGAGAGACAGAGAAGGGAAAGAGAUCAAACACAACAGUAAUGUGAUGUAUAAGACAGAUAGUGAUGAUCUGGUGAGUGUGAGUUCUUGGCUGCUCUUCUCUCCCUCUGAGUCAGAGUGGAUCUCCUGCUCUGUCAGUUUAUCUGAUCAGGAGGAGAGAGAGGGGAGAAUUGUACCACACAGGACAAAAAUAUCAAACUGUGCAACGCAACCAACAAUGUUGGAGCCCACAGCAUCCAAACCCUCAUGGAGAGCAUUUAUUGUCAUGCUGGUCAUCAGUCUGUUGGCCUUCAGUGUCUUAUUCAUCCUCCUCUUCAUUUUAUACAAGAAGAGAGAUUGGGAUAAGAUGCGUCUUUCAAAAAAGCGUCUCACACUGGACAAAACAACUAGUCACAAAGGUCUGACAGUUAAAAACAAAGGAAAGGAAGUGAGCUUUGACAAAGGGGUUUUCAAACAUUCCAUAUCCUCUGGAUACAUGGUUGAUGUUCUGUGUAAAGAGAUGUUUAAGUCAGACUGUCACUACUGGGAGGUCAUUGUUUUAGAUGUGGAGAAGGGUCUUCCAGCCAAACUGUCCUGGUAUGUCGGUGUGACUUCUCAUGAAGAAAAGGAAAGAAAGAAAGAGACAUUAACUCCAGAGAAUGGUUACUGGGUUCUCCAGUAUGAAAGAGGGAAAGGAUUCUAUGUGAAUACUGGCCUUCCUACCCCAGUGUUAGUAAGAGACUCAUUCUCAACACUGGGGGUGUAUUUAGACAUGACUAAGAACACUCUGUCUUUCUAUGAUGUAGAUUCAAAAUCACAUCUUUACACUUUCACUGAUGUUAAGUCUAAAAAUGUAUUGAUUCCUUUGUUCAGUCCUGGAGACAGAUGUGAUCAUUCUCUCAUACUCAAGUAUACAGAUAAAUGA
This is a messenger RNA of Chanos chanos (milkfish), 1443 nucleotides long. Its product is annotated as butyrophilin subfamily 1 member A1-like. Lineage: Eukaryota; Metazoa; Chordata; Actinopteri; Gonorynchiformes; Chanidae. Gene Ontology annotation, molecular function: signaling receptor binding. The coding region runs from base 1 to 1443 and encodes 480 amino acids. Gene Ontology annotation, cellular component: external side of plasma membrane. Gene Ontology annotation, biological process: T cell receptor signaling pathway; regulation of cytokine production. The transcript has 7 exons. The record is from RefSeq and is a predicted model, not a curated record.